Molecule: messenger RNA, 3230 nt
Organism: Spea bombifrons (plains spadefoot toad)
Lineage: Eukaryota; Metazoa; Chordata; Amphibia; Anura; Pelobatidae
Gene: FIGN
Product: fidgetin, microtubule severing factor
Exons: 3
Coding region: 747-2999 (750 amino acids)
Molecular function (GO): ATP binding; ATP hydrolysis activity; microtubule severing ATPase activity
Source: RefSeq, a predicted model, not a curated record
CCAGCAGUCUUUUCUCUCCCAGUAAAUGGAGAUCACAGGGAGAAAUCCAGAUAUUCCCUCUCCCUGCACAAUACACUGGCUGUGAUAAAUAGAGCUAUAGCUGUGUGAGAUGCAAUGUGUGUGUGUGUGCAUUAGCAGAAAAGAAGGAAGUGCUUCCAGACCAUGCAUACCCCAGGCAGUGCUGGAGAGAGGGGUAGGGACAAGGGGAGUGACCACAUCACAUUCAUCAGACGCUAGCCUGAUGAUUCCACCAGUCCAACCCCCACCUACAAGGAAAACAAGAUUGCCAUUCUGCUGAAGGUCUAUUCCAGAAACCAAAAUUAAAACUUCAACCCUUUUUUUUUCUUCUUAUUCUCAAUUUCUUCAUCUGCAAUUGUUUCUUUUUUUUAUAUAAAAAAAAUAAGGAUCUGCAAGAAAAAAAAAAAACAUUCCAGAUUGUAGAGCAAGUGCCCUCCUUGCAUUACAGCAUGUGCAUAUAACUAUCUGCUUUGAAUCAUGAACUGAUGCCUUCACUUGAAGCGAUCGCUCAUUCAUCAGCUAACACAGCAAAUCGAUGUUACUAUCACCUAUUGGAAUCUUGUGCCAGGCAUCCAGGUUAAAUGAAUACCUGAAGAAAAAGGGCCUACAUUUCAAGGCAGUGACAUUUGAUAGCUGAGUGGAAAAGUGACUUUAAUGAAAAGCAACCCUUGGAAUUCCUGCUUGUGAAAAAUCCAAAAUCUGCUUUUUUUGUGUGCUGCCUGCAAGCAAUGAUCAGCAGCAGUGUCUAUGGCUUGAAGAUGCAGUGGACGCCGGAGCACGCACAGUGGCCGGAACAGCACUUUGAUAUAACUUCAACUACACGGUCCCCAGCUCAUAAAGUUGAAGCAUACCGUGGCCACUUGCAGCGUACAUACCAGUAUGCGUGGGCCAAUGAUGACAUCUCGGCCCUUACUGCAUCUAACCUGCUUAAGAAAUACGCAGAAAAGUAUUCUGGAAUCUUGGAUGGUUCCAUGGAGAGACCUAUAUUGGGUAAUUACACUGAAGCUCAAUCUGGCCUUGUCAGUGGUCGAAAAAAUGAAAGCGAACCUUGGCAGAGCUCUUUAAAUUCUGAAAGUGUUUAUCCUAUGAACUGUGUCACCGAUGUUAUUGCAGCUAGUAAAGCUGGGGUGGGAGCAGCUAUCCCACCAUCAGAUGUCUCUGCCAGCAUAGGCAGUUCCCCUGGAGUGGCAAGCAACCUGACGGAACCUAGUUAUUCUAGUAGUACAUGUGGUAGUCACACGGUACCCAGUAUUCAUUCAGGACUACCAUCUCAGGAAUAUGCCACAGGAUAUAAUGGUUCAUAUCUGCAUACCAGUUACAGCAGUCAAUCCACAACUGCACUUCCAUCUCCCCAUCCAUCCCCCCUUCACAGUUCUGGAGUUUUACAGCCCCCUCCACCACCUCCAGCCCUGGUGCCAGGUUACAAUGGGGGCUCAAAUCUUUCCAGUUACAAUUAUCCACCUGCUAGUUAUCCCCCUCAGUCCUCUGUUGGGUCUGGGUAUAGCCCUGGAGGUGCUCCUCCUCCCUCUGCUUACCUUCCUUCAGGCAUCCCUGCACCUACCCCUCUUCCCCCCACAACAGUACCAGGAUAUAGCUAUCAGAGUCAUGGUUUGACACCAAUCGCACCAUCUGCCCUCACCAACAGCUCAGCUAGUUCACUAAAACGAAAGGCUUUCUACAUGGCAGGGCAAGGAGAAAUAGACUCCAGUUAUGGAAAUUAUAGUUAUGGCCAACAGAGAAAUUGUCAUAGCCCAAUGUAUAGAAUGUCCGAUACAGGCAUUUCCAGUUCCAAUAGGGGAAAUGGUUUUGACAGAGGUUCUGAGACAUCUUUAGCCUUUAAGCCAACCAAGCAAUUAGUGGCAUCUGAUCAACAACGAAAAUUCAACAGUCAAUCCACAAGAGCUCUAACACCACCUUCUUACAGCAGUUCAAAGAAUUCAAGAUCAAGUGAAUCUUUUGGAAAGUACAACUCCACUGGAAUCAAUGAACACAGUGACGAGCAUAGACAGCUCCUUCCACACCCAUUACAAGGCCCUGGUCUUCAUACAGCUACCUCAUCCAACCACUCUGUGGACGAACAGCUGAAGAACACAGACACGCACCUCAUUGACCUUGUAACUAAUGAAAUAAUAAACCAGGGACAUCCAGUAGACUGGGAUGAAAUUGCUGGUCUUGAUUUAGUAAAGGCUUUCAUAAAAGAAGAGGUUUUAUGGCCUGUAAUCAGAUCUGAUGCCUUUAGUGGACUCACUGCCUUGCCUCGGAGCAUUCUUUUAUUUGGACCCAGAGGAACAGGCAAGACACUGUUGGGCAGAUGUAUAGCUAGUCAACUUGGUGCCACGUUUUUUAAAAUUUCUGGCUCAAAUCUUGUCACAAAGUGGAUAACAGAGGGGGAAAAAAUCGUCCAUGCAUCUUUUCUUGUGGCUAGGUGUCGACAACCAUCGGUGAUUUUUGUUAGUGACGUUGAUAUGCUCCUUUCAUCUCAUGUGAGUGAAGAACACAGUCCAAUAAGUCGGAUGAGAACAGAAUUUCUAAUGCAGAUAGACACUGUUCUUUCUUCUCCAGAGGACCAAAUAGUUGUUAUUUGUGCCACAAGUAAACCAGAAGAAAUAGAUGAAUCUCUAAGGAGAUAUUUCAUGAAGAGACUUUUAAUUCCACUUCCAGACAGCACAGCCAGACACCAGAUUAUUAUACAACUGCUCUCACAGCACAAUUACUGUCUCAAUGACAAAGAAGUUGCACUCCUAGUCCAGCGCACAGAAGGUUUUUCUGGACUGGAUGUCGCUCGCUUGUGUCAGGAAGCCGUGGUAGGUCCUCUCCAUGCCAUAGCUCCAUCAGAUCUUUCAGCCAUUAUGCCCAACCAGUUGAGGCCUGUGACAUAUCAAGACUUUGAAAAUGUAUUCUGCAAGAUUCAACCUAGCAUAUCUCAAAAAGAACUUGAUACAUAUAUUGAAUGGAACAAAAUGUUUGGUUGCAAUCAGUGAUAAUCCUCAAACAUUGGCACAUAAAACAUAAGGGACAUGGGGAACAGAGCUCCCUUUUUGGUAGUGUCCUAAUUAUAAAAGGUACUGAGGCAACCACGAUAACCUUGAAUCUGAAGGUAGACUUGAAAGAAACACGCAUCAGUUCUACAGAAUUAAAUCAUAUAUGACAAAGAACAUACAUUGGUGUUACGUUCCGUUCAAGCUAGUCAGCUCCCGAAAAAAGAAGCAGAA